CUCAAUGCAAGCCUGACCUCUUUUAGUUUGGGGAGCUAGAAACUUCCACCACAAACUCCCGAGUGUGAUGGGGGAAGACAAGGUUCUCUGAGGCCUGAUCUGUCUUUCUUUCUUUGUUUUUGUCAUGGAAUUGACCAAAAUGUCAGACAUGACAAAGCUCCACCAGGCUGUGGCUUCAGGGGACUACAAUUUAGUGAGAAAGAUUUUGAAAAAAGGUCUCUGUGACCCAAACUACAAGGAUGUGGACUGGAAUGACCGAACCCCCCUUCACUGGGCGGCAAUCAAAGGGCACAUGGAGGUGAUGCAGGUCCUUCUAGAACAUGGAGCCAGGCCCUGCCUGGUAACUGAUGUGGGCUGGAACGCAGCUCAUUUUGCAGCUGAGUCAGGCCAUGUGAAUGUGCUCAAAGUUCUCCAUGGACUGCAUGCCCCCAUCGAUGCCCCCGACUUCUUUGGAGACACGCCAAAGAGGAUUGCACAGAUCUACGGGCAGACCGCCUGUGUGGCCUUCCUGGAGAAGGCUGAGCCCGAGUGCCAGGACCACCGGCGCACCGCCAGGCAGAAAGGGCUGCCUCUGGACCAGCAGGAUGAAGACUGGGAUGCCAAGAAAAGGGAGCUGGAGUUGUCUCUCCCUUCCUCGAAUCGAAACACUGAUAAGAAAAUGAAUAAAACAAUUCGAGCCCCCACCAGGCCUGGCCAUAUGAAGGAGAGACGGGAGUGAGAAGGACAGCAUCCUCGGCGUCUCUACCAUGCAGGUCGGCUGCGGGGGACUGUCCCUGGACCAGAAUAGGAGUUGUGAGACCUGUACCGUCAUUAUGUGAUGUUACUUAGAGACCGUUACCCAGAUGACUUCUUUUGGUAGCUCAGCACUUGCCAUUGGAUCUGAAGCCUUGCUGGGUGUUCUCUGCUGGAGCAGCUGCCUCCCUGCUGAGGCGCACUGUCCCCAGGAAUUGCAAGGAACGGCCGACUGUUCGCUGCUUGUACGUGGUCACCAGUAAUUUGCCCUGUCAGCAUCCUCUGGCCCUGCUGUGUUGUUACAGAAUUUCAGGAGGCAAUGAAAGCACUCUCCCUAAGGGAACCUGAUUGUUGAGAUG
This is a messenger RNA of Lutra lutra (Eurasian river otter), 1091 nucleotides long. RefSeq names its product ankyrin repeat domain 66 (gene ANKRD66). The record is from RefSeq and is a predicted model, not a curated record. Gene Ontology annotation, molecular function: protein binding. Bases 125 to 718 code for a protein of 197 amino acids. Lineage: Eukaryota; Metazoa; Chordata; Mammalia; Carnivora; Mustelidae. The transcript is spliced from 5 exons.